Molecule: messenger RNA, 4929 nt
Organism: Pseudoliparis swirei
Lineage: Eukaryota; Metazoa; Chordata; Actinopteri; Perciformes; Liparidae
Gene: llgl2
Product: LLGL scribble cell polarity complex component 2
Exons: 26
Coding region: 354-3467 (1037 amino acids)
Biological process (GO): regulation of establishment or maintenance of cell polarity; regulation of Notch signaling pathway; regulation of protein secretion
Cellular component (GO): plasma membrane; cytoplasm; cortical actin cytoskeleton
Molecular function (GO): GTPase activator activity; myosin II binding
Source: RefSeq, a predicted model, not a curated record
AGCAGGAAACACCGAGGUUACCACGGCGGCAGUGGAAAAAGAAGGAGCUCCCGUCCCCCGUCGGAGUGUCGAGUUGGAGCUCAGUUGUGAUUUCCUCUCAGCGAGAGACGCUGUCGCUUUGGAUUCUGGGAGUUACGUUGCUCGCUUACAGCCCGGUCACAUUUUUGUUUCUCCCCCCACCCGACUUUUUGAGGGAUAAGAGCUUCAGCCAACUCACUAAAUCACCCGACAGUGACCGGGGGUUGGCAUCUUAUCCAGUGGCGGAGAACCGGAGACUUCAUCUGAGCAACGGCUGUUUUGGAGCCAGCGAGCGUCAGUGGGCCCCUCAGGCUCCCCGCUGGUGCUGAGGCAGCAUGAAGAGGUUCAGGAGACACGGCCAGGAGUCCCAGAGGGAUCGACUCAAGCAGGAGCUCUUCCAGUUCAACAAGACCGUGGAGCAUGGGUUCCCCCACCAGCCCAGCGCUCUGGGCUACAGCCCCUCCCUCCAGCUGCUGGCCAUCGGCACUCGCUCCGGGGCCAUCAAACUAUACGGAGCUCCCGGUGUCGAGUUCAUGGGCCUCCAUGACGAGAACGCUGCCGUGACUCAAGUGCACUUCCUCCCCCACCAGGUAGAACUGGUGACCCUGCUGGAUGACAACAGUCUGCACAUGUGGACUUUAAAAGCCCACAAGGGACUCUCUGAACUCCUGGAGAUAGGACGCUUCACCCUCACUGGACCACCUGGUGCCCCUCCCAGUGUGACCAGAGUGACCGCCGUGCUGGCUCACUCCUCGGGGGAGCUGCUGCUGCUGGGCACCGAAGGAGGACACGUCUUCAUCGUGGAGGUCCCGGGCUUCAGGGAGCUGGAAGAGAGGAACAUCAGUCUGGACCAAGUGGCCAGCAGCGUGCCGGACGACUACAUCGGCCGGCGGAACCUGGAACACGUAGAGACCUUGCAGGAGAACCCGGUGGAUCCCAACCUGAUCGUGAUCGGCUACGGCCGAGGCCUCAUGGUCAUCUGGAACCUGGAGAAGCAAAAGGCCGUCCAGCACAUCCCCGCCACGCAGCAACUGGAGAGCAUGUGGUGGACAGAAGACGGAGGCCACCUUCUCAGCUCGCACAGCGAUGGGAGCUACUGCCGCUGGAUGGCCGGCGGCGAGGAUGUGAACGAGGAGGAGAAGUCGGACAUUCCUUAUGGACAUUUCCCCUGCAAGGCCAUUUCUAAAAUAAUUCAGCUACCGACUGAAACGGGGCCUCCGUUUCUGCUGUUCAGCGGCGGCAUGCCCAGGGCCAGCUACGGGGACCGACACUGCAUCACGGUGAUCCACAGUAAAAUACACGUGGCUCUGGACUUCACCUCCCGGAUCAUCGACUUCUUUACCAUCAGGGGCGGACCGCAGCACACGGGAGACCCCAGUGCGCUGGUGGUGCUGGUGGAGGAGGAGCUGGUGGUGAUCGACCUGCAGACGGAGGGCUGGCCCGUCAUCCAGACGCCGUACCUGGUUCCCCUCCACAGCUCCGCCAUCACCUGCUCCCACCACGUCUCCGCCAUCCCCCUCAAGCUGUGGGAGCGGGUCCUCGCCGCCGGAGACCUGCAGAGCACGCACUACUCCAAAAAGCCGUGGCCAAUAACGGGAGGCCAGAACCUGGCCCCCGACCCCCCACAGAGAGACCUGCUGCUCACAGGGCACGAAGACGGGACGGUGCGGUUCUGGGACGCAUCCGGAGUCUGUCUGUACCCCAUGUACAAGUUAAGCACAUCUGGAGUGUUCCACACGGACACCGACCCCAAUGACAACAUGAACCAGGGCACCGAAGGAGAGUGGCCACCAUUCAGAAAGGUCGGCUGUUUUGACCCCUACAGCGACGACCCCCGGCUCGGCAUCCAGAAGAUCCACCUCUGCAAAUACAGCGGCUACCUGACGGUGGCUGGCACGGCGGGACAGAUCCUGGUGCUGGAGCUGAACGACGAGGCGGCGGAGCAGACGGUGGAGGCCAAAGUUGUGGAUCUGCUGCAGGGCCAGGAGGGCUUCCGCUGGAAGGGCCACACUCAGCUGGACGUGCGACAGGAGCCGGUGCUGUUCCCGCCGGGCUUCCAGCCCUUCGCUCUGGUCCAGUGCCAGCCCCCCGCCGUGGUCACCGCCCUCACGCUGCACUCUGAGUGGAAGCUGGUGGCCUUCGGCACGAGCCACGGCUUCGGCCUCUACGACUACCAGCAGAAGAACAACGUCCUCGUCCGGUGCACCUUGAACCCCAGUGACCAGCUGGCCAUGGAGGGCCCUCUGUCCAGGGUGAAGAGCAUCAAGAAGUCCCUCCGGCAGUCCUUCAGGAGAAUCCGGCGCAGCCGCGUCUCGCUAAGGAAACAUCACGUCAACAACGCCGCCAAGCUCCAGGACGCCAACGCUCGUCUGGAGGCGGAGCUUGCGGAGAUGGAGCUGGCUCCGGUCCAGAGGAAGAUCGAGGCGCGCUCCUCGGACGACUCGUUCACCGGCCUCGUGCGGACCAUCUACUUCGCCGACAGCUUCCUCUCCGACAGUUCACACAACACGCCCUCCCUCUGGGCGGGGACCAAUGGCGGCUGCGUGUUUGCGUACAUGCUCCGCCUCCCCGCUGUGGAGCGCCGAGCGGACGAACCGGUGACAGCUGCGCCGGGUAAAAACCCCCAGGGAAUUUUGGGGGGUGGAGGGGGAGAGAUGUCGACUUCUUCCUCGCGUUGUAACGUUCUUCUUCCUCCCCUUGUUCCAGCCAAGGAGAUCCAGCUCAUGCACCGGGCCCCCGUCGUUGGCAUUGUGGUGCUGGACGGCCACGGGGCCCCUCUGCCCGAGCCGCUCGAGGUGGCCCACGACCUGGCCCGCUCCCCCGACAUGCAGGGCUCACACCACCUGGUGGUCAUAUCGGAGGAGCAGUUUAAGGUCUUCACGCUGCCGAAGGUGAGCGCCAAGACGAAGCUGAAGCUGACGGCCGUGGACGGCUCUCGGGUGCGGCGGGUGGGCGUGGCCUGGUUCGGCAGCAGCCGGUCGGAGGACUACGGCGAGAGCGGCCUGGUGGUGCUCACCAACCAGGGCGACGUGCACGUGGUGUCGCUGCCCGGCGUCAAGAUGCAGGUGCACUACCCCUGUGUCCGCAGGGAGGACGUCAGCGGCAUCGCCUCCUGUGUGUUCACCAAGCACGGCCAGGGCUUCUACCUGAUCUCUCCAUCGGAGUUCGAGCGGUUCUCCGUGUCGGCCCGGUACCUGGUGGAGCCGCGCUGCCUGGUGGAGGUUCCCGUUCGUACCGGCGCCGCCACCCAGCGCCGGCCACCGCCCGACGGAGUCCCACCCGCUCACAGACUCCCCUCAGCCGACGGCGAGGCUGCAGAAAGUGCCGCUAGACGUGUUAUGGAGCAUGCUCUGCUGAAUGACGAGAAAGUGCUUCAGGAGAUCCAGGAGUCGCUAGAAGGAGAGCAGACGUCGCUCCUGGAGAAUAAUGUGAAGAACGCUGUAGCCUAGAGUCUCAGGACGUCGAGAGCGACCCGACGUGUCUGAAGCGCCGCCCCGGAGCGCCGCCCGCCUCCCGCUCGGCCAACGCAACCCACUACUGACCCCGCCCCCUCGCCUCAGUGACUGACCUCCGCACUCUCAAGCUCCCACGCGACCCCCCCCACCCUCUAGUGGAGAGACGGUGUAAAGGCUCGCUCACGGUGCAGACAUCGGGGGGGAGGGGCAGUCUCCACCUGUGCCUAACAGACUGUACGCAGCGCGGUCACACCGCCGCGCUCACCACUCGAGCCGCGCGACGCUCACUUCCUGACAUGUGACCAGCGCCGCGACUCAUCACCAACGCCAGGAUGGACCCGGAGACGCCACGCGCCCACGCCGCCUUCAUCACCAGCAGCCUUCUCACGUGGCAGCGGCUCGGCCAAUCACAUCGCUCUCUGGCCUCUAUCGCCACACAUGGACAUCGAGCUGGAAGGAGUGUGUGUGAAUGGGGGGGGAGGGGAUUUUAAUAAUGUUGAUGACAAUAUUUCAUAGCUUGAAUUUUACGUGAUUUGUGCCUAAUUUUUUAUUUUUAAAAACUCUGAUUUUAAUGCUGUGGAAGCUCAUUUCAACUGAAACAUAAGAAAAAAUGAUUAACUUAUCUUCUAAAGUGUCAAAAUAAUAUACAAGGUCAAUAUUAUGAGAUACUUAGAAUUAUGAUGGAUGACUUUAAUUUAUUUAGAUGGUAAAUCAAGUCUGGAGUUAUCACAAGUAAAAAUUAUGAUACAACCUCAAAAAAGAUAUAACUUAUAUUAUUAAACUAAAGAGCCAUAAUCAGUCAAAAUAAGUCAUUUUGAUUUAGUCUUGUUUUGACUUGGCAUUUUUACACUAUUGUUUAUUUUGACUAUCAAAUCUCAAGCUUAUACAAACUACAACAUUUUACUUAUGAUCAUAAUUCAGACUAAAGUCAAAACAUUUACCUACUAUCCUAUACAUUUGACUUAAUCUAUCUUAAUUAAUUAAUUGGGCCAAGUUUUUUAACCCAACCCAUUUUCCACUGAAGUGUUAUUUCAUAACUUUAGCACAAUCAGAGUUGUAACUCUGCGUGCCUGGUUUUAUUUGGUAACUCUGGGUGUGAAUGAGCUUCCACAGAGUUCAGUUUGACUAUCGAGGGAAACGCGAUCAGCAGAGGCCAGAAGUGGAAGAAGAAAAAAAAAAGAAGAUUGUUUUCCGUACGCGGUGUGAACGUGUUUGUGACUUUUCAGUCGUGACCCGGUGACGUCACCGCGACCCUCCCGUCCGUUGUCACCUGCCAUAGGUACUCCUCCACUAGCAGAGCUCACAGGGCUGUAUUGGUUUCUAUGGGGGUUUGGGGUUUAAUGAUUUUUUUUUUAAUGUAAACCAUUUUUAUAUGCCAGCAAUGAAUAAUGUAAUUUAGGAAUGUACCUGUAAGCUAUUGUAGUGAAAUGUUUUUAAUAUAUAUCCAUACAGUGUG